Messenger RNA from Cucurbita moschata (crookneck pumpkin), 1521 nucleotides. Its product is annotated as transcription factor TCP19-like. Gene Ontology annotation, molecular function: DNA-binding transcription factor activity; sequence-specific DNA binding. Gene Ontology annotation, cellular component: nucleus. NCBI's taxonomy places the organism in Eukaryota, Viridiplantae, Streptophyta, Magnoliopsida, Cucurbitales, Cucurbitaceae. Bases 336 to 1370 code for a protein of 344 amino acids. The transcript has a single exon. The record is from RefSeq and is a predicted model, not a curated record.
AAGGAAAAAGUGGGGUUGGCUUAUUGCUCUCUGCAACUGCUCCUCGGCUCUAGGGUUCGUUCUUUGACUUCAAAUUCUAAGUCUAAAACUCAAUUUUUUGCUUUGAUUUCUGUAUCAGUCUGUCUAAUCAUCCACACUGCAAAUUUCAGAUCAGAUUCACUCUGCUCUAGUCAACGUUUUAUUCCCUUCUUCUUCUUCUUCUUCUUCGAGUUCAUCUUCUGAAACGCUUCACUGAUUCGAAAUUACUCGAUUUCAGGCGUUUUCGUUGCUGGGUUUCUGUGAUUAUAUCUUAAUUUUUCUGGGUUUUGGUUUGAUUUUGAUUUUUUGGGUUUUACAUGGAGGAAGCUAAUCAAAACCAUCGCGUUGAGGAAGAGGAACAGGAAGGAAUCUCCAAUGGCUGCUCUGAAACCCAGACCCAAACUACUGCGGAUUCUUUAAAUCUUAUUAAGGCUGAGGAGAGUCUGUCGGGCCAACCGUCGGAUCACCAAACAGCGGUUUCGGGGCACGGAUUGGAUACUUCGCAUCCUUUCAGUCUUUUCCAGAUACCGUCGACGCGGGCGAAACCGGCGAAACGUCCGUCCAAGGACCGCCACACGAAGGUGGAGGGCCGCGGCCGGAGGAUUCGGAUGCCGGCUGCUUGCGCUGCCCGUAUCUUUCAGCUGACCAGAGAACUCGACCAUAAAUCCGACGGGGAGACAAUCCGGUGGCUACUCGAGCACGCAGAACCGGCAAUAAUCGAAGCGACGGGAACAGGCACCGUUCCGGCCAUCGCCGUUUCCGUUGGCGGGACGCUUAAAAUCCCGACCACAUCUCUGGCGAGGCCAAAUGCGAAAAUUCCCGAAGCACCGAGAAAAAGAAGACAAAAACACGCUUACGCCGAAUCCAACAAUGGCAACGAUCAAACUUCUGUUUCCUCGGGGCUUACGCCGAUUACUCCAAUGGCAGCUUACGGCGCCGGUAUCGUUCCAUUCUGGGCAAACGCCGGUGGCGUUACAGAGCAGUUCUUCAUGGUUCCGGGAACGUCGAGCAACCAACAGCCGCAGCUCUGGGCGGUGCCGGCGAGACCCAUAUCUAAUUUCGUGUCGUCAAUAAAUCCCAGUUUGCAAUUCGGGGGUGUAGUGCCGAUUCUAGCCAGAGGAGGUAUAACAAAUUGUUCCAGUGGAAUGGGAAGUGGUUCUUCGUCGGCUACCAUUUCUCAGAGUUCGAUUCCGGUGACGAUGAGUGCUCCGUCAACUUCGAGUGCGGCGUCUUCAAUCGGUACCACUGAAAUGUUGAGAGAUUUCUCAAUGGAAAUUCACGAGAAGAAGGAACUGGAAUUAAUGGGUCGGGCAAAGGCUGCAAAUUCUGAAGCGCCAUGUUCAAAACCUUGAAAAAUUCGUCAUCUUCUUCUUCAUCAUCUUCUUGUUUGCAGUGUUAGAAGUUAGUAAUGUAAAAAGAGUAGGAAAAAAGCAGUUCUUUGGGAAAUUAAUUGUUAGCCUUCUUCGUUGCUCUGUUUGAAUUUAUAUGAAAUUUUGUGUUAAC